Serpula lacrymans var. lacrymans S7.9 is the source of this 767-nucleotide messenger RNA. RefSeq lists its product as uncharacterized. Lineage: Eukaryota; Fungi; Basidiomycota; Agaricomycetes; Boletales; Serpulaceae. Gene Ontology annotation, molecular function: ATP hydrolysis activity. The record is from RefSeq and is a predicted model, not a curated record. The transcript is spliced from 4 exons. The annotation marks the transcript as partial.
AUGAUGGCACAAUCUCAUUCUGUCGACGCUCGCCAUAGUAAAUUCAACGAAGUCCACAGCAAUGGCUAUCAAGUCGACAAUGAGAUCCAUGGCCCUCAAACAAAUCACACAACGAUCAACCACUAUACUCAAGAUAUUCAACAUACCGCUAAAGAACGUCUGGAAUUCGCAGACUGGUUAUCUCCUCUGAAUUUUCGUCAAACACAGAACGAAGUCCGUGGGACUUGGCGAGAGGGAACGGGAGGAUGGGUGCUGGAGGAUGAGAAAUUUAAACAGUGGCUAAGAGGUGACGUGCAAAAGCUUUGGUGUCCUGGGAUUCCUGGUGCAGGGAAGACUGUUCUCGCGUCUUACAUUAUUAACCAUCUUGAGAAGUACAAAAAGGAAGAUGUGGCUGUGGUCUACGCUUAUUGCAGAUAUAAGGACCGUUCAAGACAAACUGUUUGUAACCUCAUUGCAAGCCUACUGAAACAGCUUGUACAAGAUUUCCCCCUUACUUUCGACCGUAUCAAAGAUGAAUUCAAACGUCAUCGAGAACAAGACUUCCAUCCAACUCUAUCCGAGGUUCGCGAUACAUUAAUCAAAGAAAUCAAACAGUACUCCCAGGUUUUCAUCGUUGUAGACGCUUUAGACGAAGUUUCCGAGGACGACGAUACUCGUUCAGAGAUGAUGCAUUGUCUGCAAUCUCUGGGGGGUAGCUUAUUGGUGACUUCCCGUGACAUGUCAUCUAUCAAGGAAGCCUUUCAUGAAGCUCUUCGCAUGGAUAUCCG